This is a messenger RNA of Saccostrea cuccullata (small rock oyster), 2959 nucleotides long. RefSeq names its product NACHT domain- and WD repeat-containing protein 1-like. The annotation marks the transcript as partial. The record is from RefSeq and is a predicted model, not a curated record. Lineage: Eukaryota; Metazoa; Mollusca; Bivalvia; Ostreida; Ostreidae. The transcript is spliced from 15 exons. Gene Ontology annotation, molecular function: ATP hydrolysis activity.
UGUAUCUGCAAGAUUAAGGACACAAAAUGCGAAUCCUUCCCAAAAUAACACUCCUCAAAGCUCUAGAGCUCCUGCACCCCAAAACACAACUCAGAUUAACGCUCAAACUUCAGGUUCAAUCGCAACCCAAACUUCAGGCAGCUCGGCGUCCCAGAGUGCAGCUCAGAGUACAAGCACAGCUCAAACUCAAGGCACCCAAGGCAGUUCAGGGUCCCAAAGUGCAAAUGCUUCCCAAAAUGUAACACAGAAUCCAGCUUCAAGUACUGCUGCUCCAGAAAAGAAACAGCUAACUGCAGAACAGCAGAAGGAAAAAAAGGAGUUUAUAGAACGUCAAAAGAAGGAAUUAGAUAAACUCAGGGACCUGGCCGACCAAACUGAGAUGAUGAUUUUCAAAGCAUUUCCGUUUCAAGAGGCGAUCAUUUUAGGAAAUUUCUUUGCCAAGUUUCCCAACACUACAAAAACUAUACGUAUAUUUACCAGCAGCACAUUUACAGAUACAAAAUAUGAAAGAAAUUUUUGGAUGGCCAAAGCCUACCCGAAAAUAAAGGAUCACUGUUUCCAGAGGGGGUAUGAGUUUCAGGUGGUGGACAUGAGGUGGGGGGUCCGUCAGCAAGCAACGGAUGAUCACAUGACCACCGAGCUAUGUAUGCACGAACUUCAUCAAUGUCAGCAAAUUUCAAAGGGACCAAGUUUUAUAUCUCUUUUCGCCCACAAAUAUGGCUACCGGUCUUUAUCCCGAGUUAUUGAUGCUAGGGAAUUCAGGAAGAUACGAUCAGAGAUAAAAGAACCAGCUGAUCUGGAGCUCAUGGCUAGAUGGUACGAGGAGGACAAAAACGCUGUUCCAGAAGUUUAUGUAUUAAAACCCAUCAGCAGAAAUAUCCCAGAUUUCCUGUCAAAAGACUUUGAGAAACAGAAGUCUGCGAAAUCCCAAUUCUGGACCGAGAGCGAAAAGCUCAUGGAAAUCAUUGUCCGCGGAGCCACGCUAGGCCUCGACGACAAAGAGGCAGCAAAGUAUAAAGUGUCAGUGACAGAAAUGGAGACAGAAUCUGGGUUAAAGGAAAAGGACAACAAUAAAAAGUGCUACUGGUUUAGAAAAAAAUUCCGGGAUAUUGAGAAACAAGAACCCAAUUAUACACUAUCUAGAUAUAUUGAAUGCUUGGGAGACGAUGAUGUAUGGAAAACAGCCAGAGAAAAGAACAAAGCCCUACAAAAACGAAUGGAGGAGAAGAUAAAUCCAGAUAACAUUUACACGUACGAGCUGGACUGGACAGAGAAAGGGAUUGAUCCAAACAACAAGGAACAUGCUGAAUAUUUAGAACAGAUAACUGAGGACUUUCAGACUCAAAUGAUAAUUUCAAUCGACGAAGCAAUCAACGAAAGAGAGAGCAACAAGAAAAUGUACCUGAAUCCAGAGCAUGAGGAAUUUAUGAGACAUGCUGCAUUGGUGGAAGAAAAGUCUGCAGGAAUCAGGGGUCGUGAGGAAUUUGUAAAGAAAAUCAAAGACUAUGUGCUUGGAGACAGCAAGGAAGUACUUGUCGUUCACGGCGAAUCUGGAUGUGGGAAAACAUCUAUCAUGGCAUUAGCGGCCAAAGAGGCAUUCAGUUGGAUACAUGGUCAAGGCAUAGUGGUCAUGAGGUUUCUAGGUUCCACCCAGGAGAGUUCCAAUCUUCUCACUCUUCUUCAGUCAAUAAUAUCUCAGGUGUACCGAUUCUUCAGAUUACCACAAGUUAAGUCUCAGGAUAUACAAGUUCUCAUCAAGCAAUUUCGGACCUGUAUGGCAUUCUUUUUUUUGAAAAAGAAGAAGGUCGUUCUGUUCAUUGACUCCAUUGAUCAGCUAGAAUCAGCACACAAUGGACGCGUGGUCAGUUCCUGGCUACCGAAGCGUCUGACAAAUGGUACAAAAAUCAUCGUCUCCACUCUUGAUCAACCAGAGUUUGGAGUGUUCCCAGACAUCAAGACCAUUUCUUCUGAACAACAUUUUCUUCGCGUCCCUUUGCUGACGGUAUCAGACCGAAAGGAUAUCCUGGACCAUUUCUUCCAGACAAAUAACAGGACACUGAAUGAUGCACAACGCACAUAUGUUUUGGAAAUGUUUGACAAAUGUCCGCUUCCUCUUUUUAUCAAACUUUCUUUCCGAGAGGCAAUUGAAUGGACAUCAUUUCGACCUAUUGAAGAGUGUCGUCUGCAAGAUACUAUUCGAGGGUGCAUAGAUAAGUUAUUUGAAAAGAUGGAAACCAAACAUGGCUAUGUAUUUGUGUCAAGGACACUUGGAUAUAUCACAGCAGCAAAGCACGGUGUGUCAGAAUUUGAACUUGAAGACAUCUUGUCCUGUGAUGAUGACGUGUUAAAUGACGUUUAUCAAUUUUGGACUCCUCCAAUUCGAAGGCUUCCACCACUAUUGAUAGUACGCCUUCGAUAUGAUCUGCGUCGCUAUCUUGUAAAUCGAGGAGAUUCAGGGAUCCAGAUUUUAAGUUGGUAUCAUCGUCAGUUUUGGGAGGCAGCGGAAGAUAGAUACACCAAAGAUGAGUCAACACAACAACAGCUCCACACUGGUCUGGCGGAUUAUUUCUUAGGGAGAUGGGCAGAAAACACUCCGAAACCAUUUACGGAUAAAAAUGGAAAAGCAGAGGAAAUUCGAUAUGUUGCAAGUCAGCCAAUUCAACUUGGAAAUCAAAUCAACGAGAGGAAAAUGAAAAGCCUUCCUUAUCAUCUGGCCAAAUCGAAAAACCUAGAGGAUCUCAAGAAAUAUUGUCUUCUGAACUUUGAUUUCCUCAUUCACAAAUUACUGUGCCUUCCAACUGAAGACCUCUUGGAAGACUUUGCCUUGGCUCGAAGCUUGUUCCCUGGAGAGGAUGACCUACAGAUGCUGUCUCAGGCGAUCAAUUUGUCGUCUGCUGCUCUUUCUCUUGAUCCUCGACAGCUUCCGUCACAUCUGUUGGACCGACUUGAAAACUCGGAG